CAGAUAUCUGUGAAGCCGCUUUCGGGCGAGGCAAAAGAUUCAUCAUACUUCUCACCAAAGUCAUUUCGACAUCACCUUGGCGACUUAGCCUGAUUCACUUCGAAGCUCGCGCAGUUGACUCACAGACCACAGCAAACUCUGAACCGUGAGAGACGCAAGAACGAGAGCAGCAACUCAAAUAAAUUUCUACAGCUCCUCGCAGAUCAUCAUCGUCACUAAGACCUCGGUACCAACAUACAAUUCUGUAUACCGCUACAGCAAUGGACGAAGUAUCAAGCGAUACCGAUAUCAGCAUAACAUCAGUUCGCUCAUCCUUCCUCUCACCCUCAAAUCUGCCUUCUCCUCCGCCCACCUUUCUCACCGUCUAUCAAGUCAGCCUCGUAUCAGCCUAUAAAUCUUGCGGCGACCGCAUCAACAGUCUUAUGAACACUGUCGUCGACCUCGAGAUCAGCGUGCGACGCGAGCGCGAUGAACCGAGCCUCCGAUACCUUGUGGAAGAGCUGGAAAAGGCGCAAGAGGAAUUGGUACUGUACAGAGACGUAAAGCGAAAAAAGGAGAGAGAAAUCAAAGAAGAGGAGAAGAAAUUGAAGUUGAUUGCGGGGACUGGGUCGAUCGUAGCGAAGAGGCAGUUGAACAACGUGGGAAUGCAUAUGAGUAAGGAGAGAACAGUGCUCUGUCUGCGUCGAUAGUGUAGCUGGCCGAAACAUGCUUGCUGUGGAUCGCAACACGAAGCGUAUUGUGCUUAGUUCAAUUGGACCUUGAGCUGCUUUAAGAACCACGAGUUGCGGCAGAUAUAAUAAAAAGACACGAGUGAAUUGCAAACACAGCUCGUUAUGGACUUCAUCAACGCACCAUUGUUCAUAAGA
Alternaria alternata is the source of this 866-nucleotide messenger RNA. RefSeq lists its product as hypothetical. Lineage: Eukaryota; Fungi; Ascomycota; Dothideomycetes; Pleosporales; Pleosporaceae. The record is from RefSeq and is a predicted model, not a curated record. Bases 261 to 689 code for a protein of 142 amino acids. The transcript has a single exon.